Molecule: messenger RNA, 1125 nt
Organism: Ochotona curzoniae (black-lipped pika)
Lineage: Eukaryota; Metazoa; Chordata; Mammalia; Lagomorpha; Ochotonidae
Gene: APLNR
Product: apelin receptor
Exons: 1
Coding region: 1-1125 (374 amino acids)
Biological process (GO): G protein-coupled receptor signaling pathway; immune response
Cellular component (GO): membrane
Molecular function (GO): G protein-coupled receptor activity
Source: RefSeq, a predicted model, not a curated record
AUGGAGGAAGGUGGUGAUUUUGACAACUACUAUGGGGCGGACAACCAGUCUGAGUGUGAGUACGCAGACUGGAAGUCGUCGGGGGCCCUCAUCCCUGCCAUCUACAUGCUCGUCUUCCUCCUGGGCACCACGGGCAAUGGCCUGGUGCUCUGGACCGUGUUUCGGACCAGCCGUGAGAAGAGGCGCUCGGCCGACAUCUUCAUCGCCAGCCUGGCGGUGGCCGACCUCACCUUCGUGGUGACCCUGCCGCUGUGGGCCACUUACACGUACCGGGACUACGACUGGCCCUUCGGCACCUUCUCGUGCAAACUCAGCAGCUACCUCAUCUUCGUCAACAUGUACGCCAGCGUCUUCUGCCUCACCGGUCUCAGCUUCGACCGCUACCUGGCCAUCGUGAGGCCGGUGGCCAACGCUCGGCUGAGGCUGCGGGUGAGCGGGGCAGUGGCCACGGCGGUCCUGUGGGUGCUGGCCGCCCUCCUGGCCAUGCCCGUCAUGGUGUUCCGUACCACCGGGGACCUGGAGAACAGCACCAAGGUACAGUGCUACAUGGACUACUCCGUGGUGGCCCCCUCCAAUUCGGAGUGGGCUUGGGAGGCGGGCUUGGGGAUCUCAUCCACGGCUGUGGGCUUCGUGGUGCCCUUCACCAUCAUGCUGACCUGCUACUUCUUCAUCGCGCGAACCAUCGCCAGUCACUUCCGCAAGGAACGCAUCGAGGGGCUGCGGAAGCGGCGCCGGCUGCUCAGCAUCAUCGUGGUGCUGGUGGUGACCUUCGCGCUGUGCUGGCUGCCCUACCACCUGGUGAAGACGCUCUACAUGCUGGGCAGCCUGCUUCACUGGCCCUGCGACUUUGAUCUCUUCCUCAUGAACCUCUUCCCCUACUGCACCUGCAUCAGCUACGUCAACAGCUGCCUCAACCCCUUCCUCUACGCCUUCUUCGACCCCCGCUUCCGCCAGGCCUGCGCCUCCAUGGUGUGCAGGGACUCGCUCCACGGCGGCAGCGGGGAGAAGUCGGGCAGCUACUCUUCGGGGCACAGCCAGGGGCAUGGUCCCAACAUGGGCAAGGGCGGAGAGCAGACGCAGGAGAAGUCCAUCCCUUAUAGUCAGGAGACGCUGGUGGUGGACUAG